This is a messenger RNA of Capra hircus (goat), 3227 nucleotides long. RefSeq names its product IQ motif containing with AAA domain 1 (gene DRC11). The record is from RefSeq and is a predicted model, not a curated record. Gene Ontology annotation, molecular function: ATP hydrolysis activity; ATP binding; protein binding. The transcript is spliced from 19 exons. Lineage: Eukaryota; Metazoa; Chordata; Mammalia; Artiodactyla; Bovidae. The coding region runs from base 273 to 2771 and encodes 832 amino acids.
GUUGCUAGGUUCCGCCUCGCGGGUCUCGCUGGGUGGCCAGAGUCAAGUUCCCAAGCCUCCUGAAGGAAGGGUCUGGAAUCCCCCGUCUUGGAGACUAUAGGCAUUCCCUUCCUACCGCCUUUCCCUUCCCGAAGUCAGAGGAUAUCCCUAUUCCCAGUCCCUCCCUCGGAAGCACCUUCCCCCAGCCCCUCUGGUGGUGCCCCGACCCUGCAGCCAGCCGCGCAUCAGAGGACGACGGAAGAGCUUCCCGGCAGGCGAGGCAAAGAGCCGACAUGUCGAACGCAAUGUAUAAUAAGAUGUGGCAUCAGACCCAAGAAGCCCUCAAUUCUUUGCUUGAUAAAGAAUCUCAGAAUAUGAUGGAACCACAGAGGAAUCAAGUGUUCAUCUUCCAGAUGUUAGCUACCUUCUACAUAAAAUACGUGCAGAUCUUCAGAAACCUGGAGAAUGUCUAUGACCAGAUAGUCCACCCACAGAAACGCAUUCUGAUCCGGAAAAUCCUGGAUGCAGUGAUGGGUCGCAUCCUGGAGCUGAAGAAUGAGAUGGUUGAGCUGGAAUUAACUGAGUUCCAUUACUUUGAUGAUAUCUUACAGGAUCUAAAGUUGGCACCUCAACAGUUAGAUAUCCCCAUACCCAAGUAUUUUUUGAAGGAGAAGUUGGAAGUCAUAAAAGGAAGAGAGAAAAUCCUUUCUCAGAUAUUAGCAGAAAGUGGAUUAGGUGUAUCUGCAAAGAAAUACCAAGUAAAGCCUAUCCCCCUAGAAGAGGCUGUUAAAUUGAUCCAGAUUGCUGAGAGGGCGCGGCAAGGGCGCCUGAGAGCCAUGUUCAUGAAGCAGAUCUACCUGCAAGAAUACAGAGCCAAGCAAGCCAGGUUACUCGGUGAUAAAGUGGCAGAUGUGAGCGCCGCUGCACUGAGAAUCCAGAAGGUUUGGCGAGGUUUCCAUCAGUGCAAGAGAACCGAAAGAGAGAGAGAAAAGGAGAUGAUAUUUCUGGGUAUGAAUCCACCUCCUUUGUUUAAUGAAGUCAGUGCUGCAAUGAUCCAGGCUGACAAGCUGUCCCACCUGAGGAAUAAGGUGCAGAUAAAGCACGAAGAGGAAUACAGAGAUGCCUUAGUCACAAUCAAGGAUGACCUGAAACUCACAGAGGGUCCCGACAUCAAGGAGAACCUUCAGGAUCAGAUCCGUCAUUGGUUCAUCGAAUGCAGGAACUUAACGGGCACUUUUCCUGACUACCCUAACGAAGAAGAAGGAGGUUCUGCUAUUAUUUUUUCCAAUAAGACCCCACAACAGGUUAUUGAUGAUAUUAUUGCAAGCCAAGACGAAGAGGAGAAAACCAAAAAGAAGAAAAAGGAAAAGAAAGAAAAAAAAGUAAAAAAAGAAAAGGAAACGAAAGAGACAAAGGAAAAAAAUAAGCAGGAAGAAGAUGAGAUGUGGAAAAUGUCACCGAGCGUUUUCCUUCACACGAUGGAGGAAGGAAAUAGCGUCUACAAAGACCUGUGGAAGAAUAAAGACGAAUCGUGGAAUUUCCCGCAGGACUAUGACCCUGAACUGAUUAAGGAAGACAAGCGGAAGGAACUGGAGUCAGAGAUCAGAGUGCAGGUGGAUGAGCUGAUGAGACAGGAACUAAAAAACUUGAAACUAGCUGUGAGCAGAGAGAAGGAACUGCCGGCCAGAAAAGGAAAGAAGAAAGGAGGUAAAAAGAAAAAUAAGAAGAAAGGCAGAAAAGGGAAGAAGGAUAAAGACCUGACUGUGGACAGGACCAUUGAGUCUCUGUAUAAGGAACUCGUGGAAGAAGGCUUACUGAUCGAGGCACUGAAAGUCAACCUCUCAGAUUACAUUGGUGAGUACAGCUACCUGGGGACGAGCCUUCGCCAGGUGUCCAUAGAACCCAUGCCUUCCCUCCUGGAUGUCCGACAGCUCAUCACCCUGUACGGGAUCCUGCCUCUAGGCUCUGCAGCCGUGCACGAGAAAGCCCCUUUGGUGAAGUCCCUGCUGUUGGCCGGACCAUCUGGGGUGGGGAAGAAGAUGCUGGUCCAUGCCAUCUGUACCGAAACAGGAGCCAACCUCUUCAACCUGUCUGCUGCCAACAUCACCGGGAAAUACCCCGGCAAGAGUGGCCUCCAGAUGAUGCUGCACGUGGUCUUCAAGGUGGCCCGCACGCUCCAGCCCUCCGUGGUGUGGAUCGGAGACACAGAGAAAACCUUCUACAAAAAAGUGCCCCACGCAGAAAGGAAGAUGGAACCUAAGCGCCUGAAAAAGCAGCUUCCCAAAAUGCUGAAACUCCUGAAGCCAGACGACAGGAUUCUAAUUGUGGGGACCACAAAGCGACCUUUUGAUGCAGAACUUCAGCCUUUCUGCAAAGCUUACCAAAAAAUUAUUUUGGUUCCCAGACCAGACUACGCUUCCAGAUACGUUCUGUGGAAGGAGAUCAUUCAGCGACACGGCGGCAUCAUCACGGACACCCUGAGUGUCAGUUGCCUGGCGAAGAUCACCGACGGCUUCACACAGGGACACAUUGUCCAAGUGGUGAAGGAGGUGCUCACGGAGCGGAGACUCCGGCAGCAGUCCCACAAGCCGCUCACCGCCCUCGAGUUCGUCACCUCUCUCACCAGCAUGAAUCCGGUCUACCAGGAGGAAGAAGACAGCUUUAAGGACUGGUAUGCCAAGACCCCUAUGGGUAAAAAGCGAGCCUUGGCAUUAACAGGAGGCAACAUAGAAAAUGAAAAGGACAAAGGAAAAAAGGAGAAGAAAGGGGAAAAGGAGAAAAAGAAAAAGUAAUGCCUUUCUGAGGAGCCAAGGAUGCAGGUGUCUCUGACUUGGCAGAGGAGACUCACCACUGUGCAUCUGAAGACCUGCGUUGAUGCCCCACGCCCAUCAGCCCUGCUCCCACCCAGGUCUUCACAGGUUGACCACCAAGUUAGCUGUCCAUAACAACUAUUUCUGCAGCUUGUAACUGUUUCUUAGCCUAUGUAAAGUUUGUAUAUAACCCAGACUCACUCUUCACAUACUCCACAAUCUUUCCAAGUUGGACACUUCAUCUCAACAGUACUAGUUGCCAGAUUUAAAUGUUGAUAGUUAGAAAAUAUUCUAAUUUGACAACUAGUAAGUUCAGUCUGUCACUGAUACUACUAGGUUUUUAUUAACUCAUGUACACGGUAUAUUAUCUUGCACAUAUUUUAAUAAAUUAAUUCUUUGCUCUAUUCAUAUACUUUAAUGCAAUAAAAACUUUUUUCU